Molecule: messenger RNA, 550 nt
Organism: Strongylus vulgaris
Lineage: Eukaryota; Metazoa; Nematoda; Chromadorea; Rhabditida; Strongylidae
Source: the annotation of a GenBank genome assembly
UUGAAGAUGCUGUAGCGGAAGAGGAGCCGAAAGAAGAAGAAGCUCAAGAAGGAAGCGAUGAAGAUGAUAAUGCAGCUACUGAGGAAACCAUGCUGUCGCAGUUGAGGGAUAGCAUGAGUCCAGAAGAAGAUUAUGAGAGGCAGCCAUCAGCUUUGGAAGACCUUUUCGAUGGUUCUCCAGCAAAACCAAGUGCAUCGUCUUCAAACUCAAGAUGGGUCACUCUUGACGUAGAUCUCCCUCUUCGAUUACGGGGAAGCGCUUCUCGAAAAGGAUCAGCUCCGUCCGCAUCUGCCACAUGCAAUGCCACUAUGUUGUUUGAGGAUGCAAGCCUUCGCCCGAUGCCGUUGAACCCUUCACUUGACACAACAGUUGUGCUGAGUACGUCAACUAACGCCGAAGAAGCGGAGGAAUUGGACCUACCAGAAAUCGCAUUUCUUAGUGCAGCGAGCUUGGAACUCCUCGUUCUAACUCAGACAUCCAUGCCUGAUCCGCAGGUUGGUAUUAUGCAUAUGGCAAAGUUCGGUGUUUGUAGACUCUUACUCUCUUAGGC